AUGGGGCCAGGGAAUGCAAAUCUUGUGCGUUCCGACUCCUCCAGUGACAGUGACUCUGAGAGCAGCUCUGAGGAGUCUGGCAGUGAAAGUAGUGAUGGGGAGGAGGAGAAGGUACCCAAACCAGGGCCAGAAAACAAUAAGGCCAAGGAGGAAGAGGAGGAAGCACCUGCUGUGCCUCUGCCUCAGCAAGCACAGGGGGGCUGGAGUCUGCUCAACUUUAUCAAGAAAGACAAGCCAGAGAAAGCGCCAGCCGAUCCACUGGAAGAGAAGUUGGAAUUCCUUCGUGACAAUAAUGUCAAUAGUAUAGAAAAGGACAUUGGCGCGGACACUCUGCUGACCUCUGACCUUGACCCCGUGGACAGCGAGAUGGUGACUGCGCACAUGGACCGCAGCAAUGAGGCUCUGUUUGAGGAGCUGGACCAGAUGGUGGACAGGGUGGCUCGAAGGAGCAAAGAAUUUGAAAGAGCUGAUCUGAAAUUCAAUGAUGACAUCUUUGAUGAUGAGGGUGAAGAUGAAACCGAUUCACAUGCAGUUAAGGAAGAAAAGAUCUUGCCCGCUUCAGCAAAAAUUGUUCAUGGGUCUCCAAAACAUACACCCAGCCAAAAUGGGGUGCAAUUGUCUUCGUCUCCCAACAGGACUGGUAACGUGUCCAAAAUGGAACCGCCAAAAAUUGUCAUCAAAACUGAUCCUGCCUCACCCUUGGAUGUUAAGAUGGAUUUCUUAUCUCCCAUUGUGAAGAAUGAUCUGCUGUCUCCGCUCCCUGCUGAGACCCCUGUCUACAAGUCCAAAAUCCAUUUUCCGUCAGCCACAACAGUCGAUGAAAAAUCCAAAGAGGCCCUUAAGCUGAAGCUGAAGUUUGACUCUGUGUCUUCUGAUAAACCCAAACAUGGUAGAACGGGAGAUCAGCAAGCUGUGACAGGGAAGUCUGUCCAGUCAGAGUUGAAAUCUCCAGUUGAAUCAACAGACAGUGAGGAUGCCAGUGAAAAAAGCAAAGGAGGAAAAACGGGCAAGAAAUUGAAAGGUGCUCGUCGUAUGACAGUGGAUCUCGUGAGAAUUGAUGAUGAUGUGAAGGAUUCUGGGAAUGUACAAAAGAAUGGAGCCCCCACCAAGGAAAGCAGCAAAACCUCUGAUUCUAAAUCACAAAAGGAAAAGACACCAAAGUCUAGUAACAAUGGGACUUCAAAAGGGGAAAGAAAGAGCAGGAAGAAAAUCAAAUCCAAAGAAUUAUUGGACACAGACGACAGUUCAGAGUCUGAGGAAGAUAUGAUUGUAGACAUCGAGGGUGAUUUGUCACCACAGAAAAUGAAUGGAGAAUUCAAAAAGAAAACCAAGGAUGUUGUGACAAAACUGAAUGGGGAUAAUGGUUUAGCUUGUGUUAUACCCGAGUCCAAAACGCUCUUGCCCCCCAUGUUGUUAUCACCACUGCCAUGCUCAAAGGACCCUGCUGGAACAAACAAGGGCAGCAGAGCAGAUGACAAAAGUGCAACGCACGUUCUAGUCAGGUUAAAUCUCAGUUUGUUGGAGCAACUUCGUAAAAAGAGAGAAGAAGCAAAGCAAAAAGAAAAGGAAAAGGCAGAAAUGAAAAUGAAACAAGAGAAGGAGAAUAAAGAGCGAGCAAAGGAGAAACGAAGACAAGAAAAGGAGAAAAAUCGUGAGAGAAAGAAUAAAGAGAAAAGAGCAAAGGAGAAGUCGGUGACAGAAAAAUCUGUGUCAACAAUGCCAUUAAAACAGGAAAUUAUGAUGAAUCUUUUUCCAGAUGAGAGGACAAAUGGAUCAAAAGGGUCACCAGAAGGGAAAGAGUCCCCUCUUGGCAGCAUGGAAAUGUUACCAGCGCCACCUAUGUCUCCUCUUGAAAGACUAACAGUACCCACCAAAGAUGAGACCUCGCGUGAUAGGACAGAAACGUAUGCAAUGCCCUCUAGUGGCAAAGUGUCUUCUCCCUUGAAAGGGGGUAAUGGCGAAAACAUUCACAAAUCUCCAAACAGGACAGAGUCUCCGAGUGAAAUAGUUCCUAAUGUGCCAGUAAGUGUCAAAGUUGAAGAGAAUUCCAGUGAUCAAAAAGUAGUGCCAGAGUUAUCAGAGAUUUCUGAAAAGACGUCUUGUACAGGGAUUAAGAGUGAACGAAUUCAAGCCACUGAUGUGGCAGAGGAUGGGGAGAUUCAUAACCCAGUUGAGGAGAAACAACCAGAAACAGACACUGAGGUCCAUGACAUGGAUAUUGAAAAAAGUGAAGAUGAAACAAAAUCUGAAUUUGAAAAAGACAGUGAUAUUAAGGACAAAAGGACUAAGGAUGCUAAUAUUAUAUCCAAAAUUAUAGGGGGGAGUAACGUACCUUCUAUUAAGAUCCCCAAACGUAAGAGAGAGGCAGAUGACAAAUUUGAUCAUAAACGGCACAGACAAGAGCGGAGCUUAGAGAUGGGUGAAGAUGCAGGGCGGGAGAGAGUGGAGAAAAAGGAAAAAUCCAGCCAUGAGGAUGACCGUUCUUGGGACAGAAAACAUCAUCGCAGGUCACACAGCAUUGACAGCAACUCCAGUCGUGCCAGUUCAAUCCACAGUGAGAGGAGAGCCAGAGCACACAAAGAGAAGAAUGGGGUUGCCUGGGAAACCUCCAGUAACAACACUGAUCGUUACCCUGACCGCCAUCGCCACCGCCCUGAGCAGCACUCGGUGCCUCGCUGGGAGGAGGGAGAGUUGCAAUCCCAUGGCUUUUAUCUUCAAGAGGCUCAGAAGCUCAAGCAUUUAGCUGAUCAUAUGAGCGAUAAGCUUGCCAAGUCCAACACUUUCAUGGAGGCUAUUUUAAACUUUGUCCUGUGUGGGUUUGCCAUGGAAGUUGACCACACAAGUAACAACCCAAAUGCAGUGUUCAAUAUGUACAAGCAAACCCUAGGUCUAGUCAAGUAUGUGAUGAGGUUUCGACCGCAUUCAGAAAGCCCAUCUUACAAGAAACUUGCAGUAUUAUGUCUUCGUAUCCAGUCCCUCUUGAGUUACAAGUUGUACAAGUUCAAGAAGACUGAAGUCCUCAAACUCAAGUCCAUCAUUGAUGACCACUACAAGUCAGCAGCAUCGGCACCCAAGUCAGCCGCCCAGGCUCCGUCGCCCUGGAAUAAGCAUAGCACGGGGACCCCAUCUCCAAUGUCUCCCACACCUUCUCCAGCCAGCAUCACUAGCAUUGGAUCAGUGGGAUCCCAGGGCAGCUGCAAUAACGAAAUUGGUGCUGUAAAGGUGACCAAUGGCAGUGCCAGUGCCGCCAUGUCAUCUCCUGCCACUGUGAGUAUUCCGCAGCGAAUUCAUUCCGUCACACAGCAGUACCUUAACUACACGACUUUCCUCGUGCAGGCACAGGAAUACUGGGAUCAAGCCAAUAUGCAAACUAUAGAAAACAAAGGGUUCUUUGAUAAACUGAAUCGAGAAUGUGGUGAAGUUGUGAUGCAUGGUAAUUUGCGCCAUUUAGUCUACUAUGUAAAGCGUGGUUUAGACCGUAUUAAGGAUCAGUGAUAAGGCUGUUGUCGUUUAAAGGACUAUGAGACUGACCCAUAGGUGGCAGUAGUUAGCAGUAGCAGACUCACAGAGACAAGAAAGGCCAGAUGCAAGGAUACAGUAUUUCCAGUUCCAAGAACACAGCCACACUUAAUACACAGUACUGAAGGAAGUGACACAGCAUUGAAGAACAAAUCAUUCAAAAAUAUUUUGUUAAGUAGAUCUGAUAGAAAACAUCUUGAUUGAAAGUUGUACAUUCCACUCACCCAUUGCCAGUAUGUUGUGUCCCAGAUAAAGCUUGUGUUGAGUGUGGCAGUAUAUAUUUUUACAUUGGUUCAACUGCAAUUUGCUCUGCAGAAAAAGUAGUCCAUCCCUGUGGCGUGCAAUGUUUUGAUAUGAAGUGCAAUUAACAUGACCGGUUAGAGUCGCUGCCUCUUGGUAGAGUGUUACAAGAUAUUUGAGUUGAAAAAUGUACAGGAAAGAAAUUGUAAGAGAUUAUUUGACAAGUUAAGUUUCAUCAUAGUAUGUGGUCUUAGCAGGGAUAUUUUGUCACAAUAAUGCAAUACUCCUUAUGCUGCAGUUUGAACACCAAAUCAGUUUGCUCUUGAACUGUCUUCCAUAUUGUCGCAUGAAUUCUGGGUAAACUAAAACUUCACUCAAAAAUGAAAGGUAUCAAAGACAGGCUUUAAAGCCUGUAGGUUGUGACAAGAGAAAGAAGUCGAUUUGCUGACUGCCAAUGACUGACACCUACAAUUAGUAUUUUAUGUUUUGUCAUUUUUGUUGAUUUUUUUUUUUAUAUUUUUUCUGCUAUUCUGAAUUGCAGUAGAAACCGUGAAAUAAUGGAAUUUACUUUUGUAUAAUUUUAUCUGCAUUUUGCCAUCUUUGCAUGUUUGUAUGUGUUUUUUUGUCCAUGGUUGUGCUUCAUGAUUCAACUUUCAUUGACAUCAGUUGUUUGGGUUCAGAGGAAUAAGUGUGCACACCAGUGAUUCAUGAAUUCUUUGCUCUCGACUACAGCUGAUGAAGCCAUUUUAAUUUUUCACCUGUGAAACCAUUUACAAGUGCAAAACCAUCAUGUAUUUGGUGAAUUAUAGACUGCUUAUUGGUCUAAAUAUUUCAGCAAUAUGUGUCUUAUCUUGUAAUUUUUCUUAUUUAUUUAAACACCUUUUAUGAGAGAAAAGAAGUGCACACAUAUUCCUCUAAAUCUCUUUCAAAA
Messenger RNA from Lingula anatina, 4690 nucleotides. RefSeq lists its product as uncharacterized. NCBI's taxonomy places the organism in Eukaryota, Metazoa, Brachiopoda, Lingulata, Lingulida, Lingulidae. Gene Ontology annotation, cellular component: super elongation complex; nucleus. Gene Ontology annotation, biological process: regulation of gene expression. The record is from RefSeq and is a predicted model, not a curated record.